Molecule: messenger RNA, 1850 nt
Organism: Sardina pilchardus (European sardine)
Lineage: Eukaryota; Metazoa; Chordata; Actinopteri; Clupeiformes; Clupeidae
Gene: trim66
Product: tripartite motif containing 66
Exons: 5
Coding region: 25-744 (239 amino acids)
Cellular component (GO): chromatin
Molecular function (GO): protein binding
Source: RefSeq, a predicted model, not a curated record
GAUGAGGCGGAGGAUGAGGCGGAGAUGGAGAACGAGGACUUCUGUGCCGUGUGCCUCAUCGGUGGAGAGCUGCUGUGUUGUGACCGCUGCCCUAAAGUCUACCACCUGUCCUGCCACGUGCCAACACUGCUCAGCUUCCCCACUGGUGACUGGGUGUGCAGCUUGUGUCGGGACGUGCAGCAGCCCGAGGUGGAGUACGACUGCGAGAACACGCGCCUGAGCGCCGAGCUCAAGGGGAAGGCCCUGCCAUACGGCCUGUCCGCCAGCGACCUGAGGAAAUGUGAGAAGCUUACUCUGCUCGUCUUCAGCCACGCCUUGAGCACUCCCUUCCAUGAACCUGUGAGCCCGCUGGCCCGCCACUACUAUCAGAUAAUCAAGAGGCCGAUGGACCUGUCCGUCAUCCGGGGGAAGCUGAAUAAAUCCAGCCACAUGCACUACUUCAGCCCAGAGGAGUUUGUGGCCGACGUCUUCCUCAUGUUCCGGAAUUGUGCGAAAUUUAAUUACCCGGACUCCGAGAUGGCCCAGGCCGGGUGCAGCCUGGAGGCGUUCUUCUCCUCGUGCCUGAGGGAGGUCUUCCCCAGCCAGGCCUUCUCGUCCGCCGGCGUGGAGGAGUCCGACAGCGACGAGUACGAGGGCGUGGAGCCGGGCCCCGUGAAGGGCUUCCCCUGGCCCGACCGCAGAGAACAGAGCCAUCGCAAGAGGAAGAGGAGGCACUCGCUCACCAGCAGGAGGCAGCACUUCUAGCUGACGCGUGGCCUGCUCAGACUGGAGGUGUUUUGGUGGGAGAUGAGCCAGAUGUGGCAGGCAGGCGUUUGGCCCUGCCCCGUGGAGAUCUUCACACUUCAUAUACUUCACACGUCCCGGAUGUGGAUAUAUUUUAAGUGCAUUUAACACAAGUAUUUACCGUGCUUCUCUGAGAUGAUGUAGUUUCAGCAAAUGUAAUAUGCAAUGUUGCCUGCAUUCAUGUUUUAAAACUUUAUAUGCCUUUAUAUACUGCCUUUUUAGAAACUGUUUCUUUUUUUAUUUUGACUAUAUACUGUCAGGUUCAAUAUAUUGUAUCAUGUUCUUUGCUCUGACAAAGUUGAUAUAGGUAAAUGUUGCUAUGGUUCUUUAAUAUCAAGUUAUGAACUGUCUUUUUAUGGUGGAUCAAUGGUUGCUGGCAACAGUGAAUUAGUAACAAUAUAUUAUUAUUGUUGAUUUAUAUCAUAAGUAUUUUAGAUUUUUAAGGACGAGAAUUUGUCUCUGUUAUCUAAAUAUUUACCAUUUAUUUCAGGUUGAUUUUUUUUCUUACCGUGAUAGCUGGAAUAUCCUAUAGAGGGCGCUGUGUCUCUAGUGAUUCCAAAAACAGCAAUGGCAUCAGGUUCACAAUGAACUUUGUGGUUGUCUGAAAGAGAUGACUAAACCACCAUGCUAUAAAAGACAUUGGGCUGGUUAUUGAUAUAGACGAACGUUGUCAGGGUAUUGUUAUACACAUGUUGGAAUUUAAUCUGUCAAAGAUGGUAAUAUUAUUUCUCAGGUUUGAUGGAAAAUCUUUCUUAGGUCUGCUAGUCUUCAAUUGGCGGAGGAGACAUACGCAGAGGAAUGAUCUGGAAACUGAGUGGCAAGGUGCCGUUACUGUUGAAGAAUCGGGGACCUUUUUGUAAUUCACCGCUUUCCCUGGCUGCAGUUUCUGUGUAGAUUAGCCUUGUUAAUGUUUCAAUCCGAUGGACAUGCUACCUGUUAUAAUAUUCCUGUAUUAGUGGCUGGAAUGUAUCGAGCUUACAAACUGAAAAUAGGCCUUUACUGUUAAGAAAAUACUGGAAGGCGUUCAAAUAAAUAUAUCCUGGAUGACACUUUACUUCAGCACUUCA